AUGAAUAGACCUCAGAGAAGGAACUCAUGUAAUAUCAAUAAUGCAACCGGGAGUGAGACCUGGCUAGCUGGGGAAGGCAAACUAUGUGAAAUAGUCUCUGGUAACAUCGUCUUCAGGGGAGGCUGUGGAAGAAAUGAGUGUCAAGAAGCAGGUUUUGCUUUUGGAGUGAAGGCAGUUCUUGUUAGUAAAUUGGCUGGACUUCCUAAGGUGGUAAAUGACAAGUUUAUUGCUAUGAAAUUCCCCGUCCUGUCUGGAAAGAAGACCCUUACAAUCAUCAGUGCCUAUGCUCCAACCAUGACCAACCUAGAUGAAGUAAAGCUUAAUUUCAAUAGGGAACUUCACUCAGUCAUCACCGAUGCUCAAAAAAAAAGAGGGGCAGGCAGGAUGCAGGUGAUCAAGGCCAUGUGCAGCACUGCUACUGGACAGAUCACUGCCUCUUUAUUAUUUAGCUCAACAUCUGUAUUCAACCCAAAAGACACCCACAAGGAAAGAAGGCUCAUAGGCAGUUGAACACUAUCAAGCUAAUGAACUUAAGAAUCAAUCAGUAUCUUUUGGAUGCUUUGGAAGAACACCUGGAAUCCACCCUUCUUGAUCGUCAAAAUGUUGAAGCCAACUGGGCAACACUUAGAGAGCUGAUUUCAGCACAGCCACAGAAAUCUUGUGGCCCACAACCAUGA
Molecule: messenger RNA, 677 nt
Organism: Pelobates cultripes (western spadefoot toad)
Lineage: Eukaryota; Metazoa; Chordata; Amphibia; Anura; Pelobatidae
Source: the annotation of a GenBank genome assembly